UAUGUAUUUUUAUUUCACCGUUUGCCUUGGCAUAUGCUUGGCAUGGCAUUUUUCUUUUGUCAUAUUUUGUGGUUCCGUAAUCUAUUAGGUAUCAAAAUAAUAAAGAAAGAUUUGUGAAAUAUAAGUGAAAAACGUGUGUUUAUUAUCAUAAUUCAUAACAAACUGAAAAUGGCAGAGUCGGAAGUAGCAGAUAUAUACAUCACAAUUGAUGAUAUUAUUCCUAAAAGUCCAGAUAGACUGGCUGAAGAAAAGAAAGAGAGCGGAAAUCAUUUGUACAAGGUUAAAAAUUAUAAGGGUGCAUUGGCCAUGUAUGAAGAAGCUAUAAAGCUAUGCCCCGAAAAUGCUGCAUAUUAUGGCAACAGAGCUGCUUGUUAUAUGAUGCUUAAUAUGUAUAAGAAAGCUCUUGAAGAUGCACAGAAAGCUGUCGCCCUUGAUCCCACAUUCACCAAAGGCUACAUACGAAUGGCAAAAUGCUAUAUUGCAUUGGGUGAUAUAUCCGGAGCUGAGCAAGCCGUCAACAGCGCAAGCUCCCUCGGCGGCGCGGACUGCGCGUCCAACGAGCGCAGCGCGCUGGAGUCGCUGCGGCGCCUGCACGAGGACGCGCAGAGAGCUAUGGCCGCGCACGACUACCGCCGCGUGGUCUUCUGCAUGGACCGGUGCCUUGAAUACAGUCCCGCCAGUUCUAAAGCUAAACUUACGAAAGCCGAGUGCUUGGCUAUGCUUGGACGAUGUCAAGAAGCACAGGAGAUAGCCAACGAUUGCCUACGAUUCGAUAGUUUUGACACGGAAGCACUUUACGUGAGAGGAUUGUGCCUUUAUUUUGAGGAUAAAGAUGAGCAAGCUUUUAAGCAUUUCCAGCAAGUUCUUCGCCUUGCACCCGAUCAUACAAAGGCUAUUGCAGCAUAUAAAAAAGCUAAAUUGUUGAAACAAAAGAAAGAAGAAGGUAACGAAGCAUUCAAAAUGGGCAGAUGGCAGGAAGCCUUAACUCUUUAUAACGAAGCAUUAACUAUUGAUAAAACGAAUAAGAAAGUGAACGCUAAACUAUACUUUAACAAGGCAACAGUUUGCUCAAAAUUAAAUCAAACUAAACAAGCCGCCGAAGCAUGCACAGCGGCUCUAGCACUCAAUGAGAACUACGUGAAGGCGCUACUCAGACGCGCUAAAUGUUACACUGAACUCGGAGAGUACGAGGAGGCAGUCAAGGAUUACGAAAAACUUUACAAAAUCGACAAAAGCAAAGAAAACAAGCAAUUACUACACGAGGCCAAAAUCGCUCUUAAAAAAUCUAAACGCAAAGACUACUAUAAAAUUCUUGGAGUUGAGAAAACUGCAUCCGAUGAUGACAUCAAAAAAGCUUACAGAAAGCGCGCCCUCGUGCACCACCCGGACCGGCACGCGGGUGCCACGGAUGUGGAGAAGCGCGAACAGGAGCGACGCUUCAAGGAGGUGGGCGAGGCAUACGGCGUGCUCAGCGACCCUAAGAAGCGCGUGCGCUACGACCGCGGACAGGACUUCGACGACGACGGCUCCGGCCUGGCUGACAUGGAUCCAAACAUGGCAUUCCAGACAUACUUCAACCGCGGCGCUCAACAUUUUGACUUCGGUGCUGGAAGUGCUUUCCCGGGAUCUGCAUUCAGCUUCCAAUUCGGAUAAAUUAUGGCGUAAACACCUUUCCACAAACAAAACGAAAACUAUGGAUCUUAAAAGAAAUACUUAAUACAUCUCUAAAUCUGUCAUUCCAUAUUUAUCGAAAUUAGACUAUUGUACUUGUCAAAAUGCUUCAGAAAAGUAACAUCACUUGACCGUUAAAAAUACCAAAAUAAACCAAAAAUAAACGUAGGGUUUUUUUCUUUUGCCUUGCCUUAAUAUUAUGUUUAAGCAAUUAAUAUUAUUAGUAUAACUUUGAUUAAAACUAAUAACAGUUCUUUAAAUAAAAUUAUAUAUUACGUUAUGAUACUCACAAUUUUUCUCUUAGACUGAUUUUAAAAUUGCAUUGUUUUAUAAUACAAUAAAAUUAUAACUUGAAUAAUUACAAUAAUUACUAUGAUUGUUGUUCUAAAACACAAAUCACAAUCUCACCAUUCAUCAUUAGAUUAUAAAAUACAGUUUGCCAUAGGAACCUUUGCCAAAUAUUUAAUACAAAUGACUGCUAAGAUUUCUCCAUUAAUUGAUCACAGGAAGUAUGUAUUAGUAAAUUUUUAAUCAGUAGGUAUAGAUUAAAAUCAAAUACAAGUUAUUUCCUAACUAUAAAUAAUUUGUGGUUUUGGUGGCCUACAUAGUACCUACUCUGAAAAACGUUAUUAUGAAAAACGAGGUUAGAUUUUAGUCAGUACUCAGUAGCUAUGAAAUUGAUCUACUGGAGAUAAUCCAGCCCCCAAUUGUGUAAGAAAAACGUAUUCAUGGUUAUCGUAAUUGCUAACAAUUUCUGCCCCUUGAUUGGCUGUGAAAAAAGGUAAACAGCGAAUCAACCAACCAAAGGGCAGAAUUCGCCGUCGAUAACGAUAGCGAUGAAAACGUUUUUCUUACACAAUCGGGGGAGCUGGACUGGAUUGUUUCCAAUUUUGGCGAACUCCCGAAACAGUGCAAACUUUUAAAUACUAUGUACUACUGCAAAUAAUGAAGACGAUUCGAGACACCAUUCGUAAAGUAACUAAGGUAUUUAAUAUUUAUAACUAAAAAGUUGCAAAAUGUUUGAUAAAUUCAUAUUAAAUACAUAUUAAAUAAGGA
Messenger RNA from Maniola jurtina (meadow brown), 2727 nucleotides. It is a transcript of the gene Tpr2, whose product is annotated as dnaJ homolog subfamily C member 7. NCBI's taxonomy places the organism in Eukaryota, Metazoa, Arthropoda, Insecta, Lepidoptera, Nymphalidae. The transcript is spliced from 9 exons. The record is from RefSeq and is a predicted model, not a curated record. Bases 169 to 1653 code for a protein of 494 amino acids. Gene Ontology annotation, molecular function: protein binding.